Molecule: messenger RNA, 1620 nt
Organism: Belonocnema kinseyi
Lineage: Eukaryota; Metazoa; Arthropoda; Insecta; Hymenoptera; Cynipidae
Exons: 3
Coding region: 1-1620 (539 amino acids)
Molecular function (GO): nucleic acid binding
Source: RefSeq, a predicted model, not a curated record
AUGGUGACACGUACGUACCGAGAACAAUCCCGCGAUCUUGUCUCGCGAGGCCUCACACCAAAAGUGUUUAUCACUAAUUCCCUUUGGUGUAACGGUCCAGUAUGGAUUAAGGAGCCUGAAGAGAAUUGGCCUCUAUCGCACUUGGAACCUAUCGAAGUACCUGAACGAAAGAAACCUGUUGUGAGUUUAGCAGUCAAUUUAACUCGUGAGAACGAAAUAUCUACUUCUCUUUUUGACAAGGCACAAAUCUUCACUAAACUAAUACGCGUGAUAGCUUACUGUCAAAGUUUCAUAAACAUUAAGGUUCACAAGCGUGAGAUACAGGGCCACCUAUCUUCAAUUGAAUUUAAAAUCGCGACUAAUUCGAUAAUUAAAUUAUUACAACACAAAGCAUUUCCAAACGAAAAUAAAAUGCUAAAAUCAGAAAAACAACUCGAUGGCAGAUUAGCUCCGCUUAGCCCUUUCUUAGAUUCGGAAGGUAUUCUCAGAGUUGGAGGCCGAUUGAAACAAUCGGAUCUUAAUUAUUCACAAAUGCAUCCUACUAUUUUACCUCAGAAUCAUAAUAUUACCAUGCUUAUCAUUCGCGAUCAACACUUAAAAUUAACGCAUGCUGGGUCUCACGCCACGCUCAAUGCCAAUCAAGAUUCUUAUUGGAUUAUGAACGGAAAAAACAUAGUGAAAAACGUAAUCAGAAAAUGCGUAAUUUGUUGUCGCACGAAACCGCAAGCUCCUACUUACUUCAUAGAAGUUGUCAGUGGUCUGACAACUGAACCUUUUUUAGCUUGUUUGAGCCGAUGUUUCUCUAGACGUGUAGAGAGUUUCGACAAUUAUUCCGAUAACGGUAGGAACUUUGUGGGUGCAAAAAAUGAAGUUGAUGCAAUCUGUCAAUUCUUAACCUCUAAGGAACACAACGAUACUGUUUGUCGCAUUCUCUCUAAUCAUCACAUUAAUUGGCAUUUUAUUUCCCCGCGUUCGCCACACUUCGGCGGACUCUGGGAGGCCGCGGUAAGGUCCUUUAAGCACCACUGGGUUCGCGUUAUCGGCGAUAAACUUUUAACUUAUGAAGAGUUCACAACGCUCGCAACCGAGAUAGAGGGUAUCCUAAAUUACCGUUCUUUGACACCUGUACCCUCAGAUCCCAACGAUUUAGCCGCCCUCACACCCGGUCACUUUCCCACAGACAAUAAAGAAGAUUCAGAUGAAGAAAAAGAAACCGCAGAAGAAGCAUUACCCGAAAUUAAAUCCUCAAACAACCAUGAUGAACGAGACCUAGAUGCACCGCCGCCUAGGGACGAAAAAAAUAGAAUUAAGUUACCCGCUCAAAGAAUGCGUGAACCAUCAGUGGAUGAAGAAGCAAUCAAUCCAUUACCUGAAAUUGUUCCUAUCCUUGAAUGGAAUAAAGAAUUAGUGGAGGAAUAUUUGAAAUGGAAAACAAAGAAAACAACACCAAGAGCUACUAGGAAACCUAAUGCAGGAAGAAAGCUGUGGGAGAAAAUACAAAAAAGACACACAGAAGACAUCAAUGCUGUUCAACUUACAUCAUAUGACGAGAAAAAAUGGCUUACCAUACUGGAGGAAGUUAGGCAAGAAAUGUUAAGAAGACAAUUAAGUAUUUUAUGA